UAGCGUUUCGUUUAGGCAUAAUAUUAGGAUUAAAUAAAAAAAUAUGUUCUAUAUUUCGUAAAGUCCUAUAGAGGGAGUGAUUGUCUAUUUAGAUUCUUGUAAAUAAAUAUAAGUUUCUUUGCUUUUAUAUCAAUUUUUCCGCUUCCUGCUUAUAACUUGAUUCCUAGUUUCUCUUACUUCUUCUGAUAUUGCUUUAAAAGUGAUAUUGCUUUAAUAGAUUUUCCUCUCUUAUGACAAUUUGUAAACCUAUCUUACUUUUAUUAGUAUUGGAUAUUGAACAUUUAACUUAACAAUGAGUCGAUCUAUUGAUCGAAACUGAGAAUAAGCAAUUCAAAAAUUUUGUAACGUUAUACUAUGCAUUUUAAUCGUUGACUAUGCAUUAGUUCUUAUCCCAAAUGUGGGUAAUGGUAUUUUCAUUAAAAUUACACGUUUUAUCUCUAUUUUUUUUACUAUUGAUAGUAAACACUAGGUUAAAAGAACGCUUAUGAAAAUAUCGUGUUAGUCAAUCUUUCAAUAUGUGGAAUAGUAUGGCUCUCUAAUUUUAAAUGAAGAACCUACCAGAAUACCUCUAAAUUUGUAGUAGGUCUAUCAUAACUUUAAAUUUUUAGCUUAAUUUAGUCAUUUGUUUUUAGACAUCCGACUCGUUCUAUAUAGUUUUAUAUUAAAAAGUUUGUUUCUACGUAUUUGUAAAUUAUGAGUGGAGAAGAUCAAAUUUUCAUAAGAAAAGGAAAACGUAUCAGAUUAGAGGCUUUCCAACACCAGGUCGGAGGACAUACUCCAAUCUUUAAAUGUGGCUAUUCGACAGUAUGUAAAGCUUUUAAUAGACGAGAAUAUUUUAUAUAUAUCUCUGCCAGUCCUGAACUGGAAUCAUUUUUACCGAAACUAAUAGGCCUGAUGGAAGUUGGAUAUGCACAUAGUGAAGGAGAUAUCGAAAUUUAUGGUCAACAAAUACAGCUACUUGAUAAAGACCGAUUUCUCUAUAAAAAAGAAAAUCAAUUUCUUCUGAAAUCUGAUUGUCCGCAAAAGGACGUUACGGAAGAGGUUCAUAGAUCCUCAGUUGAAAAACUAUUCCUUCAUUCAGACCGAUUACAACCAUCUACUGGAAUUUCCAAUCCAUAUAGCAAUAGCACUUAUGUCAGAGCUUUAGAAAGACUAAAAGAUCGUAAACCGCCACAUUAUUUUACUCUUUUAGAGGAUCUUACUCAUUCUUUUAGUCGGCCAUGCGUUUUAGACUUGAAAAUGGGAACAAGACUUUACGGUGAUGAUGCUAGUGAAGAGAGGGUUGUUUUUCAUAAAAUUCAAUCUGAAAUGACAACAUCCUGUAGGCUAGGAGUUCGAGUAGGUGGCAUGCAGUUGUUUAAAAGGGAGCAGAAUAAAUAUUUAUGCUAUGGAAAGCAUCAUGGCAAAGCCUUAGAUGAUGAAGGAUUCAAAGAAUGGAUAUUGGUAGAACGUCUGAAAACUCUAAGGAAGAUCAUAUUGAAAAUGGAUGGUUGGCGAUUUUUUUCGUCAUCUCUCUUGAUCAUAUAUGAAGGCUUUGAAGCUUCCACUUCUAGGAUAGAUAUUAAAAUGAUUGACUUUACUCGCUCUACCAAUGGAAAAUUUUUAGAUGAUAGGAUUGUUCAUAAUGGUCCAGACGAUGGAUAUAUUUUAGGAAUAAAUACCUUGAUCAAUAUUUUUGAAAAUUUAGGUUCUUAG
Dimorphilus gyrociliatus is the source of this 1695-nucleotide messenger RNA. Lineage: Eukaryota; Metazoa; Annelida; Polychaeta; Dinophilidae. The record is from the annotation of a GenBank genome assembly.